Fonticula alba is the source of this 7236-nucleotide messenger RNA. RefSeq lists its product as hypothetical. The transcript is spliced from 4 exons. NCBI's taxonomy places the organism in Eukaryota, Rotosphaerida, Fonticulaceae. Gene Ontology annotation, biological process: cyclic nucleotide biosynthetic process; intracellular signal transduction. The record is from RefSeq and is a predicted model, not a curated record. The coding region runs from base 1 to 7236 and encodes 2411 amino acids.
AUGUCCAAACGACCCGGCCACCAAGGCUUCACCCUCCCCCGGCAGCCGUGCACCAAGGAUGGCACCCCCCAGCAGGCGGAGGACAAGUCUGGACUUGACGCGGGCAAGGCGCCAACUGCCUCCCAGCGGCGCGCAAAUGCCCCACCCCCGCCGCCCUUCUCGUCGCUCGUCACGCCGCCCCCGCCGCCGCUCUCCCCUGCCGAUGACAUUCGCCAGGCGGCAACCCGGCAGCCGGGCUCUCCGGCGGCCGUUGCCCCACGCCCGACCUCCAGCAGGGUGGUCCGCCCGCCGGUGGUCGGGUCUCCCCCCGGCCUGGAGCCCAGCACCUCCCCGGGGGUUCUUGCCUCGCCAUCGCGCAGCAUCAGCAAGUCGCCUUCGUUGCGGCGCUUCGCCAUCAAGCGCAACUACCGGUCCAAGCAGAUGCACUUCAAUGCACAGCCCGACGCCUCGCCGUCGGGAAGGCUGGCAUUGCCUCGGCCGCGACCGCCACUGGCAUUGGACUCGCCCACGGACCUAGCCCGGCACCAGGCCCCGGGCGAUGCCAUGGUGGCCACAUUGGAUGACCCCGCGCCGCGCCCGGCCGAUAGCUCGGACGAGGAGCGCCCCGCGGAUGGGACCACUGCCCAGCCCCCGCCCGCCCUGCUCACGGCUCGGCCCCGGGAUCCCGGAGUGGGGGUCUCCCCCGCAGCAGCAUCCAUGCGAACCACCCAUAGACGCCCUCUCGGCCGCGGGGGGAUCUGGGCAGGGGAGGCCACAUCUGCCUCGGCUGCUCUCCGCCAGCAACGCCAGCAUGAGCGGGCCCAGGCCGCACGCGCGGCCAUCCUCCAUUCGCCCAACCGCGAGCCGAUCCUGCCGCCGCUGCCGGGGUCGGCUCUCGGCCCCGGUGGUCAGUCUCCCGGAUCGCCGGCCAACACCCCGGGGGCCUGCUCCUUCAGCACCGGCUACCUGCGCCUGUCGCGCAAUUGCCCGUCCAUAUAUGUCCAGUCGAGCAGCUCCUCCCUCUCGUCGGGCCUCCCGGCGACCCCGGCGGCUCGGAGUAGCUCCGCCUCCUGCGCCUGUCCCCGCGCUCCGGACUGCCGGCCAACGGCCCUCCCGAUCGAUCCUCAGCCCUCGUCCGCGUGCCAAGUGCCCGUCGCGGCCUCGGGCCCGGCCUCGGAUUUGGUCCUGGACCAGGCCCCUUCAGCGCCUCCGGCCCCGGAGCCGCCCGGCCCCGGCGCCACCUCGGACGCCGGCCUGUCCAAUCCCCCGGCCGCCGGGUUUCGGCCACGGAGACAGAAAUCCUCCUUCUCGGAGAGUGCCCUCUCCUGUCCGAAGGCCUUGCACUUCAUGCAGCUCAGCCUGAUGGACCGGCUCGGGGGCAAUCUGCCAGCGCGGCCCGCCCCGGCCACAGGCGACAGCCGGGGAGUCGCAACACCGGGCCCCACACGCCACCAGUUUGUCAUCGACCCGGAUUACACCAUUGCCCUGGCCCUGACCCGAGCCAGCAAGCUGGCCUGCCCGGCCGGACCGGCCAGGCAUCUUUCCGAUUCCGACAGCGGCUGGACCAUGGAUUCCGGGUCCGACAUGUCGGUCGGGCUGGACUCCUCGUCGGAUGCCAGCUUCAUGUCGCACUCGAGUGCCACCAGCAACAGCGAUUCCGAUUCGGUUCGGAGGCUGGCUCCCCGCCAGGCGGCCGCUGGCCGGCACCCCCGUACCCCGGCCAUGGUGGCUCCGGCUGCCCACUUUGACCGGUAUGCCCCCUGCAUGAAGCACCCGACCAUGCGGCGGCGGUCUGUCGUUGUGGGGAGCCAGCUCCCACACCACUCCUCCUGCUCGGAGGCCUGUCUGUCUCGCUGCCUGCGCCAUCCCCCCCGGUCAACGGUCCUCGGCAAUCGCCUGUUCUUCCACCGGGGCAUGGACUACCUGAACACCUGGCCCGAGCUCCAGUCCUCCACCGGGGUCGACUGCGGGUCCGAGGAGGACACCUCCCUCUAUGGCUCGAGUGCGCAUGUGGGAAGCAGCAGCAGCAGCAGCAGUAGCAGCAGCGCCAGCAGCAGCGCCAGCCAGAGUCUCGACGGCUUGGCGGCGCCGGGGGGGCUGCCCUUCGGUCGCUCGGCGGGCGGCCGCCAUGCGCGCGACCCCCUGAGGCGCAUGUCUUCAUGGCAGGCAUCCAGCCUUGGCACUGGCAGGGGUGGCAGGCCCGGCCCGAGCAGCCCGGUCGAGUUGCUGGCGGCGCGGCCCCGGUCGGCCCCGGCAACGUUCGGCAUCGUCGGCGCCCGAUCGACCGGCUCGCUGGCCCGGCUGGCCCGCCUCGCGCGGGGGGGCCGCCCUGGCGCAGCGCCCCCCUCGGUGGCCUCGGCAUCGGCUCCCUCGCGCACCUCAUCCACCAGUAGCCUGCCGGCUUUGCCCGGCGCCCGGCAUGGGCUGGGCCCUGUGCCGGGGUCGAUGUGCAGGCUGUCGGCCGCUUCGAGGACAUUGCUGCCGACCAUCGGCCUGGAUGGCCGACUGCUGCCCCUCAAUGCGGAUGGCUCGCCGGCGCCCUUCGACUUUCGCCUGUUCCGGUCGGUGUCCACCGAUGCACGAGACUGGCUGUGGGUCCUGCUGCGGUGGCUGGCGUGGCGCGCAUUGCUCGGGCAUGUGUCGGUGAUGGCGCGGCUGUUGACUUGGCCAUCGGCCGCCGGGGCCACCAUGCACCGGCAUUGCGUCGGCUUCUUCUGUCCCUUUUGCUUGCCGGGCGUGGACUGUGCCUUGGUCGAUGAGGUGCCUCGCGCGGGCGCCGGCACCGACCAAGGGGCUCCCCUGCCGCCGGGCCCUGGCGCAGCAUCUCCGGGGCCGUCCUCUCCGGCGGCGGCGGCGGCGGCGGCGGCGGCCCACAUGGAGCUCUCCCUGUGGCAGGUAUUCCAGCUUGUGAGCAGCUGGUGGUGGGCCCACCCGGCCAGCGGGCUGCCGCCCGUGCAGCUGGCCCUCGCGCCGCUGGUGGUGGGCCUGCUGCUUGGCCAUCUGGCAGCCAUGUGCGCGCUGAUGUGGCUGCAGGAGGUGCUGGAGCUCGGGUCGCGGGUGGCCCUGCUCGGGUGGCUGCUGUUCGAGCGUCUUUCCCCGCAGUAUCGGACGCUGGUUCCGCUGCUGAUGUGCCUCCGGCACCGGCGCUUCCACCGGCACCAGCACCGGCACACCCACCGGCCACGGUCGGUGAUGAUGGUGCUUCGGCGUCGGGCUCGGCGCGUGCUCCGGCGCACAUGGCGCCUCUGUCGGCGGCUGGCAUUGGCCACGGCCGAGUCGCUCGGCUUGGCGGCUCUGUCGCGGCGGAAUUUGCCGCUCAUUCGCCUGCACCUGAAUACCACCAUCCUUUGCUGCCUGGCCAUCAUCGUCCUGCUGAUGGUGUGUGGCAAGUGGCCGCAUGCGCUUGUGGCCCUCGGGAAUUUGGCCCUGCUGACGACCCUGCGCGUGCGCAUCGAGCGCCCAACUCGGCGUCUCCUCCGGUGGCUGGGCACGGUGUAUGUCCUGUCGCAGCAUGUGGUGUUGCAGAUUUUCUCCUGCCCCCUGCGCGGGACCGGGGCCGUUGCUGACACCGGCUCGCCGGAGAUCGACAUUUACCCGGGCUUCAUGACGGCCUACCUCUUCCCGCUGUCUUGCUUCGCCCUGUCGCUGGUUCCGGCCCGGCGAGUGGCAUCGCGGCUGCCGGUGGUGCUGAUCCUGCUCCUGAAUUUGCUGGCCUAUGUGGCCCUUCGCCAGCGCGCCCUCUGCCCGAUGACCAACCUCCUGGCGGCCACUCUGUACCGGGCCACCCGGCUGGACAUGCGCCCGCGCACGGCCGACCAAUACCAGGAUGACAAGGCGGCCCUUGCUUUGGAGAUGGACCUGUCCCUGGGGCAAUGCCCCAGCACGGAGCUCGGGAUGCACUUUGGCCGGUCAUCCUGCGGGGACUUCGGCGGGGCCGAUGACCCGGCCAAACCCGUGGCCCGGUGCUGGCCGAGCAUCUACUUCGAUGGAUUACGGCCGGCGGUGCCGCUGGCGCGGCUCGCGCCCCCAGCGACCACGCCGGCUGAGCGAUCGCUGCCCAUCAUGCCGCAGCUCCAGCUGCAACAUACCCCCUGGUUUGGGCUGCUGCCGCGGUGGCUGGUGCAAGUCGUCAAUCCGCACAUCGAUGUGACGACCAUCCUCCUGGCCCCGGGCAUGGUGGCCAUCUCCAUCAUCGCCCUCAUGAUGUAUGUGCACUCGCUGCGGGUGACCACCAUUUCCUAUGGCCGGGAUUUGGUCCGCGCCAACAAGCGCACCCGGGCCAUCCUGACGGAGAUGAUCCCGCCAUCGAUCCUGGGCCGGCGCCUGAAGAUCGGCGCCGGCAGCGACCGGGCCCUGAUCGACCGUGUGCCCCUGGUGACGGUGCUCUUCAUGGAUGUGGUGGGCUUUGUGGAGAUCUCCAGCACCAUGACCCCGGUGGCCGUGGUGGCGGUCCUUCGUGCCCUGAGCGAUGAGAUUGAGCGCCGCAUGAAGGACAUGAACGAGGUGGAGAAGGUCAAGGCCAUCGGCGAUGCCUUCAUGCUGGUGGCCGGGGUGCCACUCCUUUCGCGCACUGUCCGGUCCGCUCGGGGGCUCACUUCGGCGGCCGUGCUGGGCCCCGGUGCGAGUUCCCCCCGGCACCGGCGAGGAUCGGCCACUGGCGGCCGGCAGGCGGCCGCCAGUGGCGGCCCCCCUUCGCGGUCGUCGCAGGUUGCCCAUCGGCAGAAGAUCGGCCGGGUGCGGCCAGAUGGCACCGAGAGCACGGACUACAUUCUGGUGCAUUACACCUCGUCGAGCCCCCUGUCGCGGACCUCCUCCAUGACCAUCUCCCCCUCGCGGGCUUUGGAGCCCCCGCCGACCAGCGACAGCACCUCGGCCCUGGACGACCGGACCAGCGAGGAGGAGGUGACGCUCAUACCGACACUGGGACAUCCGCCGGGACGCCCCACCUCGCGCUUGGGCGGCGGGGAUGCCGUCUCGGCCACCACGCCGAUUAUCGUGCAAUCCGGCCUUGUGGCGGAGAAUGCCGGCCCCACCUCGCGAUCGGCCUCCUUCUCCUCGGACCUCCCCUCCUCCGGGACACCAUCCUCCUCGUCGGACUUCUCCUCGACCAGCCGCAAUCCCUCCUCGGAUUCGCCGUACCUGUCGACCAACUCGAGCACGGCCACCUUCCACCCGAGCACCACCGAAUCCCAUUCGGUCAGUGGCAUCCUGGAUGUGGUGGUCGACCUGUUCGCCGGGGAGCCUGGCCAGGCCUCGGCCGCUGUCGGCCCGAUGCCGGCCCUGUCUUCACUGCCGUCCUCCUCCUUGUCGUCCUUCUCAUCCACCGGGUCGGUGGAGUUGCUGGCUGCGGUGCGGCCCCGGCCAUCGCUGCGGGCCGCGACCGUGCCUUCCCGUCCGGCUUUGGACCCGGCCGCGUCGGGGUCGCCCGCCGUGUCGAACUUCUGGACUCGCAGUGUCCCCUUCUCGGCGUCGCACCUUCGUCAGGCCAGCACCGGCGUCGUGCCCCCCCCUCCGGUCCCAGCAAGGACCCUUUCCUCGCCGUCUCUCGGGUCGCCAGCGCGCGGGCUGCAGGCCGGCCAGGUGCACCCGGCGAACUUGCCAGAGCAUGUGCGAGGACUGACGACGGGGGCGUCAACAACAGCAGCAGCAGCAGCAGCAGCGGCGGCGGCGGCGGCGGCGGCGGCGGCGGCGGCGGCGGCGGCGGCGGCGGCGGCAGCCCCCCCGGAGACCGGGAAUGCCGCCAUCUCCAUGGCCCCCGGCCAAGCAGGUAGCACCCACUCGCUGGCCGGAGCCGGGUGGCUUGCCUCCUCGGAAUCCUGCCACAUGAUGAAUGACUCCCAGGUGCUGACUUCCGGGUCGGACCCCUCGGUGAAUGUCACCACCGAAGGCGCCGGCGGUCCACGGCAGCGGGCUUCCUCGGAGCUGGGGGAGUCUUCCCUGCUAGGGGCACCCCUUGGCGCUGGUCAGCCGGCCCAGGGUUACGAUGGCUCGCAGCCAGCCCAGCCCCACGCAUCGGCAUCACCCAUGCAUCCAACCGUUGUUCGACUUCAGGCUGGGGCUCGGCCGGCCAGGCGCCGGCCGCACUUCCCCUCCCCUCUCUCCAAUAUGGCCACAAUGUCGUCUACCUCGUCGCUGGAGGCAUCGCCGCCGUCGUCGCCGCCGCCGCCGCCGCCGCCGCAGGGUCUCCCGUCGGACACUGGCCUCGCGGUGGAUGGCCCCCCUGCUUUCCCGGCCAUGGUCGCUGAUGGCCAUGGCGGCGGCGAUGCCACCGUCGCCGACCGGGUGCCAGUAAUGGCCUCGGCCCCGGAAGCCCCGCUCCAGAAGGCUGCCAGUAAGGUGUUUGUCGCGACAUCGCACUCGACGCCGCUGGCAGCUGGCAGCAUGGCAAAAGCUGGCCCUCCCGCGGGCGGGGCGGCCGAUAGUCACACGAAGUUUGUGGCCUUCUCGCUGGACAGCGACCAUCAAGUUUCGGUCCGUGCGACCCCCUUCCAGGCAUCGCCACCAGAGGCAUUUGGACCGACCCGCGGCCCGACACAGGACUCGGCGCCGGCGGACCUGCGGCCGCAACAGCAGCACCAGCAGCAGCACCAGCGACAGGGUGCCUCCACCUGGGAGAGCUCCUUCAUGUCGGUCGACGACUCGCCGGACCUCCUGCAGCAGCAGCAGCAGCAGCACCAGCAUGAAGCCAUCUGCCCGGAGGACCGGGCCAACUCCGAUCGUGGCUUGUGCGAUCUGGCUCGCUUGGCCCUGUCCAUGGUGGAGCAGCCGUUCAUCUUCCGCGUGGCGCACCUCCGCCGUGACAAGCAGCCCCAAGGAUCGCAGGGCAGAACCGCCGGGCGGUCCCCACGAGCGGGCCAUCGCCCGAGCGUCAGGGAGGCCGAUUUCUCGCAGCAAACACGCCAGCUAACCUUUCGCAUCGGCAUGCACCGGGGCGAGGUGGUGUGCGGGGUUAUUCCCGGCCGCUUUCACAUCUUCGAUGUCUGGGGCGACACCGUGAACACGGCCAGUCGCAUGGAGUCGUACAGUCUCCCAGGGCGAGUGCAUUGCACAGAGGCCGUGCGCAGGGGGCUGAUUGACACGCCGGCCGAAUGUGGUGGCGGCGAAUGGACCUUCGAACCCCGGGGCAAGAUCUCCAUCAAGGGGAAGGGUGACAUGAAAACCUACUUCCUGGCGAGCUUUCGGCCGAUGAGCCACUCCUCCCCGGGCUCCGACCACAGCAGCACCCUUGUGCUGAGUGCCGAUGAGGACGAAGGGUAG